AGGAGGCAAAGAGGUGGCUUUCUCUCUCUCUCUCUCUCUCUCUCUUUUCUUUUAAGGAGUUUGCGAGAGCGCGUCUGCCUCAUUCGCUGCGCAGCGCGCCGGGAGAGGAAGGCGGGAGAGGGGGCGCGUCUGGGUGCCGGUUCUUGCGUCCCCGCGCUUUGGCAAGGCGCGCAGGAGCCAUGGGCGCAGGCAGCUCCACCGAGCAGCGCAGCCCCGAGCAGCCCGAGGCGGGGGUCGAGACGCCGGCCGAGCCCGAGCCCGGUGCGCUCGGGGACCCCGCCGUCGCUGAUGCAGAUGCCGCCACUAAGGUCUUACAGAAGAAUGGCCAGCUGUCCACUGUCAAUGGCUUAGCUGAGCAAGGAGAGCUCAGUCUCCAGGCAGGAGAGCCCAAUGGUCAGGAGGAGGAGGUCAGCGCCAAGGAUGUUGGACAGAGAGAUUCUGAAGAUGUGAGUGAAAAAGACUCAGAUAAAGACAUGGCUGCCAGCACAGCAGUUGUUCAAGACAUCACCAAGGAUGAGCAGGAGGAAACGCCUGAGAUAAUCGAACAGGUUCCAUCUUCAGAAAAUAAUUUAGAAGAGUUAGAACAAGCUACUGAGUCCCAGUCUAAUGAUGUUGGAUUUAAGAAGGUGUUUAAGUUUGUUGGCUUUAAAUUCACUGUGAAAAAGGAUAAGUCCGAGAAGUCUGACACUGUCCAGCUACUCACUGUCAAAAAGGAUGAAGCUGAAGGAGCAGGGGUAUCAAAUGGGGCAGGGGACCACCAAGAGCCCAGCUUGGAGACUGGAGAAGUAGCGCAUAAAGAAAGUGAACUAACACAAUCUACAGAGAAAACUGAAGAAACGGUUAAAAGUGAGCAAAGCAACAGAGAAAUCUCUCUUAAAGCUGAGUCUGGGCAAGCCGUUGAAGGCAAGGAUGAAGGAGAAGAAACACAAGAGAAAGAGCCUAGCAAAUCCCCAGAAUCUCCAACGAGCCCUCUGACCAGUGAAACACCAUCUCCCUUCAAAAAAUUCUUCACUCAAGGUUGGGCUGGGUGGCGAAAAAAGACCAGUUUCAGGAAGCCAAAGGAGGAUGAACUGGAAGCUUCUGAGAAGAAAAAGGAACAAGAGCCACAAAAAGACACGGAAGAGAAUGGAAAGGCAGAGGAUACCCCUGAGACACUGACUGUUUCCGAACAGCCACAGCCACAGGAGGCUACUGAAAGUGUUUGCAAUGCCAAAUUAUCUACUGAAUAUGAAAAAGUAGAGCCACCUGAAGAUCAAGUGAAUGACUUGCAGGGAUCUUCUGAAGAGAAAUCUGCUCCUUUGGCCACAGAAGUGUUUGAUGAGAAAGUGGAGAUUGUUGCAGAAAUUCAUGUUUGUACUGUAGAGAAGCAAACAGAGCCGAAAACUGAGGUAGAAGAAGCAGUAGAAUCUGUGCCAACUGAGGCACCUAUUGAAACAAAUGCAGAACUGCAGGAAACUGAACCUGCUGAGGGACUGGUAAAGACCAAAGAAGUGUGUGUUUCUGGAGAAGACCAUACCGAGCUCACUGAACUAAGUCCUGAUGAAAAAAUAUUGUUGAAACACCCUGAGGCCGUUACAAGUGAGGCCGAAAUGCUGUCAUCACAGGAGAGAAUUAAGGUGCAAGGAAGCCCUUUAAAGAAACUUUUUACUAGCACUGGCUUAAAAAAGCUCUCUGGAAAGAAACAGAGAGGGAAAAGAGGAGGAGGAGAUGAAGAGUCAGGGGAGCAAAAUCACAUUCCAACAGAUUCUCCGGAUAGCACAGAUGAACACAAAGGUGAGAGCUCUGCUUCAUCCCCUGAAGAACCUGAGGAGAUUACCUGUCUAGAGAAGGGCAUCACGGAGGUACCACAGGAUGGGGACGUGGAAGAAGGAAUGACUUCUGAUGGAGAGAAAAAAAGAGAAGGUGUUACUCCCUGGGCAUCUUUCAAAAAGAUGGUGACACCCAAGAAACGUGUCAGAAGGCCUUCUGAAAGUGAUAAAGAAGAUGAAUUGGAUAAGGCAAAGAGUGCGACCUUGUCUUCCACCGAGAGCGCUGCCUCUGAAAUGCAAGAAGAAAUAAAAGGAACAGGAGAGGAGCAAAAGCCAGAAGAACCAAAGCGCAAGGUUGAUACUUCAGUAUCCUGGGAAGCUUUAAUUUGUGUGGGAUCAUCCAAGAAGAGAGCAAGAAAAGCAUCAUCUUCUGAUGAUGAAGGAGGGCCAAAACCAGUGGGUGGAGACGGCCACAAAACAGAUGAAGCAGGAAAAGACCAAGAAACAGGAACGGACAGUAAUGCCCAAGAACCUGAUCAAGGGCAAGGAAGUUCCUCACCUGAGCAAGCUGGAAGCCCCACGGAAGGGGAGGGAGUUUCCACCUGGGAAUCAUUUAAAAGAUUAGUCACCCCAAGAAAAAAAUCAAAAUCAAAACUGGAAGAGAAGAGUGAAGACUCUGUAACUGGGUCUGGCAUAGAACAUUCAGCUUCAGAUGUUGAACCUGGGAAAGAAGAAUCAUGGGUUUCGAUUAAGAAAUUUAUUCCUGGACGGAGGAAGAAAAGGGCAGAUGGGAAACAAGAGCAAGCCCCUAGUGAGGACACAGGCCUAGCAGAAGCCAAUGAAGACGAAUCUGAUGUCCCAGCUGUAGUACCUCUGUCUGAGUACGAUGCUGCAGAACGGGAGAAAACUGAGGCACAGCAAGCCCAGAAAAGUGAGGAGAAAUCUGAACUUAAGGGAGCUGUUUAUGUGUCUGAGGAGCUCAGUAAGAGUCUGGUUCAUACAGUUACUGCGACUGUCAUUGAUGGGGCACGGGCAGUCACCAGCAUUGAAGAAAGAUCUCCUUCUUGGAUAUCUGCUUCAGUGACGGAACCUCUUGAACAAGCCGAAGAAGCAGCCCAGCCUUCAACUGGGGAGGUGUUUGAAAGAGUGGUCACUGCAGAAGAAACCCCUGUUGUUGCCCACACUUUGCCAGAGUGCAAAGAUACCAGUGAUGACACAGGUGUUAGUGAGGUGGAACUAACUUCUGAGACUGUGAUGGCUGCAGACACAGCAGAGCUACUUUGUGCUGAGGAAGUGACAGAAGCAUCUGGUGCUGAAGAGACCACAGAAAUGGUUUCAGCUGUUUCCCAGUUAACUGACUCUCCAGACACCACAGAGGAAGCAACACCAGUUCAGGAGGUCGAAGGUGGCAUCCCAGACCUGGAGGACCUAGGGCGGCGGACUCAAGAGGUCCUACAGGCUGUUGCAGACAAAGUUAAAGAUGAGUCACAGCUGUUUGACACCGGUGGGCCAGAAGACACCAUUCACUCAGUCCAGAAAGUAGAAUCAAAAAUGCCAGAGAAGGUGGAAGGAGCAGAAGAGGAUUCUCAAAUGUUAGAAAUGAAGAAAGAGACGGAUGGAGUGUUGAAAGCACAUGUAGAAGAAACUAGAACUGAGGAAUUUAAACAAGAAAAGGUAAUUGUACAGACCCCCCCAGAAAGCUUUGAAAAAGUGCCUCAAGUCACAGAAAGUAUGGAGGCCAGUGAUCUUAGAACCACUUCUCAAGCUGGAGUAAAAUCACAGAUUACAAUGGAACAGGCUAUUACCCUUGACUCAGUUGAAACCCUCACAGACAAUGAGACCAGUGGAAGCACUCCAGUAGCAGAAGUUGAAGUUCUGAAUCCAACACAGCAGGACAAGAUCAUAGAGAUCCAUGAAGAUGAGGAGAUUGCAUCUGGUAUGCAGUCACAGUUCACAGAAGCACAGGCAGUUCCUGAAGAGACAGAGAUGCCUUCAGUACCUUCUAGUUUUCAAUCCCAGGAAGAAAAUGAAGAACAGUCAAAAAUGGAAGAAGUUGUAGAACAUACAGAUAAAGAAGUAUCAGUGGAAACAGUACCCACUCUUUUGAAAACUGAAGUGAUUCAAGAGGCUGGUCAAUUUGCUGAUGAGGAAACCAAAAACAUACUAUUUACAGAAGGACUUGAGGUGUCUACAGACACAAAAAUAACCUUCAGUCAGAAAGAGAUAACGGAAGUUGCCCUUAAGGAUGAAGUUGCUGAAGAAGCUGAAUUUCAAAAGAAUGUUGCUUACUCGGAUAAUAUUGAACUCCAGAGUCAUGCUACGUCUCUUUCAACCCCUGCGGAGAAAGAGAUGGUAGUUCAAGUAGAAAGGGAGAAAACUGUAGCACAGCCAGCCCAAUUAAGUGAAGAGAAACAUGAGCAAAAAUUAUCUGUUACUGUAUCAGAAGAGGUCAGUGAGCACCUAGUUCAGACAGUAAAUGUGGCCAUCAUAGAUGGAGAAAAGGAAGUUACCAGUUUGGAAGAAAGCUCUCCUUCUUGGCUAGUUCAAGAGGAGGUAGUAGCCAAAGAAAUUCACGUUCAAAGCUCUGAAGCAUCAUUAACUUUAACAGCUGCAGCAGUGGAGGAAAAGGUCUUAGAAGAAACUGUCAAGAUUAUAGAGAUAGUAGCUGAGACUAUGGGGUCUGCAGAUGCACACUUAGUAGCUGAAGAAAAAUCUUCUGGAAAAGAUGAAGACUUUACUGCUUCAGCAGCAGAAAAGGUAGUACCCAUGGGGACCGAGUCUCAGGCAGAAUUGAUACCAGUAAUAGUAUCUGCUACUACUGAGGAAUGUCUAUGUUCUGACCUGAAAGGAGAUCAAACCCCAUCACAGAAAUGGAAGUCGGACAAGGAUGAGGAGCAGGUGCUUUGUCAGGAAGUCAAAGCAAGUACAACAAAAGGGGAUUUAAAGGCUGAAAAUAAGGUAUUGGAAAUUGAGACUGAGAGCAACAAACUUGUACAAAACAUAAUUCAGACAGCUGUUGACCAGUUAGUAAGUACAGAAGAAGCAGCCGCUGAAAGAAUUACAUCUGAUUUACAGUCACACGCUCAACUGACAAAAGCUGACUGCCAGGAGGCUGGACAGGAGACCAAGAAAGAAGGAAGCAAGCUGCAGGCCUCUGCUCAGGGUGAGACACAAACCAUCACAGCUAAAGAGGAGUCGGAGCAAACCACUGUGGGCCAGACUCAGCCUGGCAUUUCCAAAGAUGGGAGGAAGGCUUCAGAAAAGAUAACUGUUGAAGUAGAAAGUUCCAGUGAACAUGUCAAUGACGAGCAGCUGCAAGAGGUCACUCUCCCAUCAGAGGAAAAGAGAGAUGCAACUGGAACAACGUCUGUGCCAGAAAAUGAUGUGAGUACCAUGGUAGGAGAAAAUAUAGAGAAGUCUCCAUUUGAACCCAAAGAAGAUGAACAGGACCAUACCGUUGUUGAUAACCCUGAGCACCAAAACUCAGCCCUGGAAGAUACUGAUGCCUCAGGAGGCUUAACCAAAGAGUCCCCAGAUACAAACGGACUGAAAGAGAGGGAAGAUGUCCAGGGAGUAGAAUUUCAGGAGAGUAAUGAGUCAAAAAAAGAAAUUAAAAUGCAAACACAGGAGGAGAUACAUAAACAAGACAGAGAAUCAGCAAAGUCAGAACUUACUGAAUCCUAAAACAUCAUCUGAACUCCUUAUAUAUUUGCAAGACCAGAAUGUGAAGACAGGUGGUAGAAGAAGGCAGAUGCUGCUGAUGAGACUCAAGACCAAUAUUUCAGGACUUCGAGAACCGAAGAACAGGCCCAUCAACUGAUCCCGUUUCUAGAGAACCCCUGACAAUCCUGAGGCUUCGUCGGGAGCUUGAGCCAGUUAACGUUUCCUCGUUCCAAGACCACCCUGUUGUUUUCCCUUGAUACCAUACAAUGUUUCUGAUUAAUGUCCCAAAUUCUUAACCUGGAACUGGAUUUGGCAAUACAUAGUUCUACUUCUCAAACUGGAGUAUCAGUCUUUAUGUAUUUAUAUGUAUGUCUUAAGUAACCCUUCUUCCAUGUCUAUUGUAUAUUUUUCCUGAUGUGUGAGGAACUGUGCAGUGUAGUCCGAGCCUUUUGUACACAGUUGAUGAUGGGGCACACAGCCACGGGAAGCUCUGGGAAGCUUCGUGCCUCAGUUACAACCCGUGAACCUAGAGCUUCCAAGACAUGACCUUUCUGACCAGAACGUACAAUACCAACUUUAAGAUUCACUAAUGAUUAGGUCAGUGUUUAGUAUUACUCUGAAAUUGGUCACUUUCCUUAUAUGCACAGUGUGCUAAAAAGAAGCAUUUUGGAAAUUUACAGAAGGUUCUGGUGUUACUGUGAAAUGUUUUUCUAUCCCCAAGGAGGUUGAAAGGAAGUUUUUUUUCAGUAACAGAUAAACCUAACCCUUUUCUCCUAAUUGUUAUGGUUAUUUGGACAGAAGAGUGUAUGCUUAAUCUUGAAGCAUGUUGGGAAGACAAGAAUUGACCAUUGUGAGUUUUUGGUUCACUCUGAAAUCUGGACCACGUUCACAGACAUGGCAUGAAAUGAGGCGGGUUCUUUGCAGAUAGUAUUUUGAUAGACCCUGGAUUGUGUCCAUGCCAUAUUUGUGCCCACUUCUUUGAAGAACGAUGUUGCAGUAUGUUCAUUUGGAUAAACUGUAAUUUGACAAAUGAUUUAAAUAAAAUAUUUGCUCCACUUAGAUUUGCUGGUUUCAUUAGAACUUAGAAAGUCUGGGACCCAUGUUCACUGCAUUCUAAAAGCAGAUAAGCCUGAGCUUUCUAAUCUGGUCACUAUGUGAUAAAGUGCUUAACAUAGGUUUGAGUUGCAUGUUCAGAUGUGGGCAUGGCAGAGACGUGUCUGUUGACAUAAACCAGUGGCUUUUCAAACUGACGUUACUGGCACAAUCCUACCUUCUGGUGAAGUCCGUUUCUGUGUCAGUAUUUUUGGUUUUACAUUGGAAAACAAUGACAUAUGUCUCUAGAAAGAAAUUUUAAGAUGUCAGUAAAAGUGCCGUGCCAAAAAGGUGAUUGUGGGGAAUUUUAAAGAAUUGUCUCAAUGUUAUGAGCCAUGCCAAUACAUGAAGGCUUUUGCCAGACAAUUUGCCGCACGAAGAACAGUCUGUCACGUACCUGCUGCAAAGCUUUUACUUCACACCUAGAACUGGCCUGGCAUAUUUGCUUCCUAAGUUUUGUGGAACAAACUCAGUACUCCAGUUAGAGAACUUACAUUUCUACUGCCAAUUAGUGAUUUUAAAGCCUAAUAUUCUAGAAUGUCUACUUUUAGCAGAAAGAAAAUUUGCCAUUAAACCUGGAAAGUAGCUUCUCUUAUGUUAAAAAACCUGACUACAGUUUUAAAAAUUGGCCUUAUUAGUAAGACACCUCAUCUCAUGGUAACAGCAUAUGGUCUUGUGGUUGGAAAAUACUAAUAUCCUUGUAGGGGCUGUUCUCAAAUAUAUAAGAGCUACUUGUGCUUAAUUAUUAAACUUUAACACCCCCUAAUUAAAAUACUCUGAUCUAAAUAGUUCUCUUUUGCCAACUUGAAACUUAAAAAAAUAUAUUCAAGCACUGGUGUCAAAAUUUGAAGAGCAACUAAAAAGUAUUGGACAUAACAAUUUGUAAGAAGCUCAUGAUAGCUCUGAAUAUUGGCAGAUUUCCUGUCCAUGGCAGGAAGAAACUUUGUGCUGUUUUAACAGAUUAAAGAUUUGUGUAGUUUGUGGAAAGCAGAUAUUUUUGUUUGAAUUCCUUCCCACUACCACAUCGGACUACUGUUUGGUCUUCUUCCACAUGACCAGGUCAUUCUGGCCAUCACAAUAGGUUUUCUAGUAGUAGUUGCUUAUUCACUGUGCUUUUUGUACUAGUAUCUAAAUGUACCCUUGAUUACUUCUGUACAAGCUCUAUACCUGUGUCCAUUACAACAUUGUUUUAGUCACAACAGGAACAUGAACAGUGGCAUGAAAUACAAUUCUGUUUUAUAAUUCUAAGGCUGCUGUUAAAUUUGUGAAGUACGUAAUAAUCAAAUGUAAACUGCAGAAGUUGGAGCAAGUGCCUACAUUUUGCUAUGCUAUUUUGCAUUGCUGCAGAGCCAUGUAUAAUAGAAAGCAAUGCAAGACUUGUAAACUCUCGCCAUUUCUUGUAAUUGAAGAAUAUAAAAUGUUCCCCCCUCAGGUUAUUUUGCUAAUGAUACACAUGAGUUGCCUCUCUCUGUACAUAGACACUUUUUGUUCCAGUAUUUUCCUUUGAUCUUUUGGAACUACAGUAGUCAAAGGCUGGAAAUUUUAGCUUUCAAUGUAAGCUUCAAGCUUAGCAGUUUCCUCUAGUCCAAGACAAUAUUUGAUUGCUCAUUCUGUUUGGGGCAAUUUUUCAUUUAUCUAAAUAAAAUACAAUCUGAUUAAAUGCCA
Choloepus didactylus (southern two-toed sloth) is the source of this 8168-nucleotide messenger RNA. It is a transcript of the gene AKAP12, whose product is annotated as A-kinase anchoring protein 12. The record is from RefSeq and is a predicted model, not a curated record. Lineage: Eukaryota; Metazoa; Chordata; Mammalia; Pilosa; Megalonychidae. The transcript has 4 exons. Gene Ontology annotation, molecular function: calmodulin binding; protein kinase A binding. Gene Ontology annotation, cellular component: cytoplasm. Gene Ontology annotation, biological process: regulation of protein kinase C signaling; signal transduction. The coding region runs from base 180 to 5432 and encodes 1750 amino acids.